UAUGUCUAUAUAAUAUACUUAGCUAUAUAAUAUUUCUCUAUCUAUUUAAAAAAACUUGUUAGAUUUUGUACUGAUUUGUGUCGUAAUUUAUUUGUUUUGCAAAAUCAUCAUACUUGCUAGUGAUUUGAUUUUUUAUUUAAGAUUCAUUUAGAAGAGAGAAUAAUAUUUUUUAUUACUAAAAAAUGAUGAAGUACUGCUAGUUUAGGCUGCCAUGGAACGGUUCCCACUCAAGUCAUCUGUACCCAAAAUGGGCACCACAUAUCAGUCGGUCUACAAGAAAGGAGUAAGUACAACGAAUGGCCGCAGCGUACACUCCCCCAGCGAGGAUGACAUGGUAGACAUCACGCCGGGCUGCGGCGCCGCCGGUCUGCAGCAGGCUGCUGACACCACGCCCACCAACCACGGCACCUUCCAGCUGUACGAGCAUAGCAGCAGAAACUCAACCGCCAGUCCGAACUCUUACAUAGCUCAGUACUUCAGCUCGUCGGCCGGGGACGCAAUCAUCUUCUCCGGUAUGCAGGAUGAUGACAUUCCUGGCAUUGGUCAAUAUGAUGAUUUCCAUACAAUUGAUUGGCAAAGGGACAUUGCUCGGGACCGCAUGCGACAUAGGUACAUUGUGAAGAAGAGGCAAGACUCGAUAUUGGAUUUAAUCAAAGGUGCACACGACGCGUGGUCAGGAUGGGUGUGCGUGCUGCUGGUGGGAGUGUGCACGGGCGUGGUGGCGGGCGUCAUCGACAUUGGCGCCUCCUGGAUGACCGACCUCAAGUUCGGCAUCUGCCGCCAGGCCUUCUGGUUCAACAGGGAGCAGUGCUGCUGGUCCAGUAACGAGACCACGUUCGAUCACGGCAAUUGCUCACAGUGGCUGACGUGGCCGCAAAUGUUCGGCGAGUCGCGCGAGGGUCCCGGCGCGUACAUCAUCAGCUACAUUUUCUACAUCGGCUGGGCGCUCGUGUUCGCCGCGCUCUCCGCGUCGCUCGUGCGAAUGUUCGCGCCGUACGCGUGCGGAUCCGGUAUUCCUGAGAUAAAAACGAUUCUAAGCGGGUUCAUUAUCAGAGGAUACCUGGGCAAGUGGACGCUGAUCAUUAAAGUGGUCGGCCUCAUACUGUCCGUGUCGUCGGGCCUCUCGCUAGGGAAGGAGGGCCCCAUGGUGCAUAUUGCCAGCUGUUUGGGCAACAUCCUAUCGUAUCUGUUCCCGAAGUACGGCCGCAACGAGGCCAAGAAGCGUGAGAUACUGUCGGCGGCGGCGGCCGCCGGCGUGUCGGUGGCCUUCGGCGCGCCCAUCGGCGGCGUGCUCUUCAGUUUGGAGGAGGUGUCGUACUACUUCCCCCUGAAGACCCUGUGGCGGUCGUUCUUCUGCGCGCUGAUCGCGGCGUUCAUCCUGCGCUCCAUCAACCCGUUCGGCAACGAGCACUCCGUACUGUUCUUCGUCGAGUACAACAAGCCCUGGAUAUUCUUCGAGCUUAUACCCUUCGUCGGCCUUGGCAUCAUCGGGGGUUGCAUAGCAACAAUAUUCAUAAAGGCGAACAUCUACUGGUGCCGGUACCGCAAGUACUCCAAGCUGGGCCAGUACCCGGUGACCGAGGUGCUGGUGGUGACGCUGCUCACCGCCGUGAUCGCGUACCCCAACCCGUACACGCGCAUGAACACUAGCCAGCUCAUAUACCUGCUGUUCAACCAGUGCGGCAUCUCCAACUCGGACCCGCUGUGCGACUACAACCGCAACUUCACGGACGUGAACUCAGCGAUCGAGAAGGCGGCGGCGGAGGCGGGCGUGUACCGCGCCAUCUGGCAGCUGGUGCUCGCGCUGGCCGUGAAGCUGGUGAUGACCGUGUUCACGUUCGGCAUCAAGGUGCCCUGCGGACUCUUCAUACCCAGUCUCGCGCUCGGCGCCAUCGCCGGCAGGAUCGUCGGCAUUGGCGUGGAGCAGCUCGCGUACCACUACCCUAAGAUCUGGCUGUUCUCCGGCGAGUGUUCGACGGGCGACGACUGCAUCACGCCCGGACUGUACGCCAUGGUCGGCGCCGCGGCCGUGCUCGGCGGCGUCACCAGGAUGACGGUGUCGUUGGUGGUGAUAAUGUUCGAGCUGACGGGCGGCGUGCGGUACAUCGUGCCGCUGAUGGCGGCUGCGAUGGCCUCCAAGUGGGUGGGCGACGCGCUCGGCCGCCAGGGCAUCUACGACGCGCACAUCGCCCUCAACGGCUACCCGUUCCUCGACAGCAAGGACGAGUUCCAGCACACGUCGCUCGCCGCCGACGUCAUGCAGCCCAAACGUAACGAGACGCUGGCGGUGAUAACCCAGGACUCGAUGACAGUGGACGACGUGGAGACGCUGCUGAAGGAGACCGAACACAACGGGUACCCGGUCGUCGUGUCCAAGGAGUCGCAGUACCUCGUCGGCUUCGUGCUGCGCAGGGAUCUCAACUUAGCUAUAGCGAACGCGAGGCGCACGAUAGAGGGCAUCACGGGCCAGUCGGUGGUGGUGUUCGCGGGCGCGGGCAACCCGCCGACGGGCCCGCCGCCGUGCCUGCCGCUCAACCGCAUCCUGGACAUGGCGCCCAUCACCGUCACCGACCAGACGCCCAUGGAGACUGUCGUCGACAUGUUCCGCAAGCUCGGCCUGCGGCAGACGCUCGUCACACACAACGGGCGGUUGCUCGGCGUUAUCACCAAGAAGGACGUGCUGCGCCACGUGAAGCAGAUGGACAACGAGGACCCCAACUCGGUGCUCUUCAAUUGAUACGGCGGCGCGCACUGAGCCGCAUCAUACUGAGUGCACGGACAUCCUCGGAUAUUACGUACAUGGUAUUAAUUUAUAGGUUAGGCUGCAAAUAAUAUUAGAGGCCGACAUCAUAGCCCACUACACGCGUGCGUCGACGCCUACAACUGGCUAACAUCCUGUUAGCGGUAUACUCGUAAAGUGCGGUGUGUAUGCGGUUGAUACAGUUGCGACAGCGCACGUUUACCACGUGCCUACUGUCGGCUGCCGACAGUCGCGUACAGUCGCACUGCUCAAUGUUAGUGUGUGUGUGUGUGGGCCCAGUGGACCACUGCGCGGCAGCUGCAACGUCGCUGAAUAAUUCCUCUUAGAGUACGGCGCGGGAGGCGCCGGCCGUAGUGUAGCUAUGAACAUGUCAAGUCGUAUGAGCCAAUUAUUGUUGUUUCGUACGUUACGCGAGCGAGCCGCUUCCUAGCAAAUAAUUAUUGUAUAUAUCGGUCGUCCGUUGUACGUGGACGCGGCGGCAACUGUCGAAUAGACUGGCAAUCGGUUCACACCGGCGUGCUGACGCCACACUAAACAAUUAGAUAUACAGUUUUGUAAUGUUAUUGUCAGUUUUUAUAAAUGGAUUAUUAUAUUGUACAAUAUUUAUUGCAUGAAUGAGUUUCAAUAAUUUGAUAAUCACGUAUCCGUGUCGUGUCGUGUCGUGUGGACUGAGCCCGGGCGGUCGCUCGUGCUCGUGGAGCGGAGUUGGAGAUGUUAUUUUUGUUUAGCUAAAUUAGAACACAGAUGUAUUUAAAUUUUUAAUGUAUUUACAAUAUUAUUACAUGUGUAUAAGAAUUAUUAUUGAUUGAGAUUUACGACGAUUUAAGUCUAUACAUAAUAGAGAUUGGAGUUCGUGUUGAGAUGUAUAUAAGAUUAGUCCUAUUGUGCAUAAUUAUUUUAUACAUUGAUAUCUCAUUUUCUGUAGAUUUUAGUAGGUUAACUUGUUUUGUCUUCAUUCUAUGUUUAUUUUAUACAAACUUUACAAUCUGGACAUAUGAAAAUAAUUGUAUUGUAAGACACACUCGGACGAGCCCGCGUCCAGCAGCCAGCGUCGCAGGGGCCGCGGGGCGCGGGGCUGGUCCACGCGUGGUCGUGUGUAACACUAGCAUAAUAAUGAAUGAAAACAAUUAUAAGAUAAGCAACGUGUGCACGCGCAGGUCGCGGUCCGUGGAGGCGGGCGGCCGUCUCGCUGCGGCUAGCUUCGUAAGGGGCGCGUUUCGCUUAUAGUGUAUAUGUGGUAUUAAAAAUUGACGUGUAUAUAUUGUAAAUAACUAUUGUGAUACAGAUAUAUAAUGAUAAUUUAUUCAGUGCAGCGACACCGGCCGCCCGCCGACACACCGCCCCGCCACCCUCGCCGCCUCCGCGGAGACCAUCCCUCCCCACUACGUCUAUAUCACUUAUUUUACUUCCCGUACUGUACUUGUGAAUGUGUCACGACCUUGUAUUGUUCUACCACAUGUAUAGUUAAUGCUAUAACGCGUUGGAGUACAAUGGAUGUGUCGCGCUGCGCACACCGCUGUAAUAUAUCAUCAACUGUGGACUUUUAGUAGUGAAUGUCUAUAAAUGUUUAAUCGAUUUUAUUUUCCUGAUAUAUUUAUUUUGUAAUCAAUCAAUCGUUUUAAAUAUUUCGCAAAAUAGAUAUAUUUAUAUUAAA
Molecule: messenger RNA, 4415 nt
Organism: Galleria mellonella (greater wax moth)
Lineage: Eukaryota; Metazoa; Arthropoda; Insecta; Lepidoptera; Pyralidae
Gene: ClC-c
Product: H(+)/Cl(-) exchange transporter 5
Exons: 18
Coding region: 212-2737 (841 amino acids)
Biological process (GO): chloride transport; transmembrane transport
Cellular component (GO): early endosome; membrane; Golgi apparatus
Molecular function (GO): voltage-gated chloride channel activity
Source: RefSeq, a predicted model, not a curated record